AUGGUUGUGUAAGCGAAGCAACGCUGGAAAACGAAGUGAUAGAGCCGGGUACUUGAGAAUAUAAGAAUAAUAACAUUUUAUCGAGAAUAUUGAAGAAUAUUAAUAAUAUUGUGUGCGUGUGUGUGCGCGCGCGCGCGUGUGUUACACAUAUAUAUAACGAUAUUAUAUAAUCAUAUAUAUAAUCCAUUUUGGUAGCAACGUGGUUAUUGACACUUGUCAUUCUCCCUAAGUGACACUUUAAUUCUUUUUUUAAUUAUUUGCGCAAUGUUUAUAUACAAAACAACCAGAAAGCCUGCGUCCUUCUUUUCUUUGUAGUGGCUAGGAAAGUCAGAAAAGAUACGCUCCAUAAAGAGGAAGCAGACUAACAGCGAUAGUUUUUCAACGCCACUUUGCAUUGCGGUGGAGAGAGCAUAAUACACUGGCUUUUCUUCAGUGCAUGAAAUGGCACCUUAAACGCUUCCUGGGCUGCUGUUUUCAGUGAAUCCAGCCUUUGGCGAUGUAAUAUGACGACUCAAGAAGAAGAGGAUUCAGUUUUUUCACAUAAAAUAUAUAAGAAUGACCCAAUUUUAUUUAAUAGCUAUGUCGGGAAAGAUAGUAAGAUAACAAUGAAAGACGAAGAUUCUCACUGCGGUAUCGUUUAUACGAUCGACCCAGUAUCCGACAGUGUUGUACUUCUGCAACCUAAAGAAGCUGCAAAAUACAAUUUGAAAAUAAUAUCUGGUCAUUCAAUAAAAAGUAUUGAAGUAAUAUCUGAAACGGACAGGAAUGUGCCCGAUUUAUUUCUACUGUCUUCCACGAAAGUUUCUCAAGAAAAGGUUACUGAAAGGAAAAAUACCAUCAAACAAUUAUUGUUGGAGAAGCGAUUUCCAAUUAGGGAAGAGGGCGAUGUUCUAAAAAUUGAAGAUAGUGUAGUGAUAGAACCUCCAUAUUUUCCAGAAAAUUGCACAUGUGCUAACAGUAUCAUUUUUAAUAGAAUAAAAAGUAUUUUAACUUGUAUAAAUAACUAAAUAAAAUAUAUAUUGUAUUUCAC
Dinoponera quadriceps is the source of this 1030-nucleotide messenger RNA. Its product is annotated as gem-associated protein 6-like. The record is from RefSeq and is a predicted model, not a curated record. Lineage: Eukaryota; Metazoa; Arthropoda; Insecta; Hymenoptera; Formicidae. Gene Ontology annotation, cellular component: nucleus; SMN complex. Gene Ontology annotation, biological process: spliceosomal snRNP assembly; spliceosomal complex assembly. Bases 504 to 1007 code for a protein of 167 amino acids. The transcript has 2 exons.